This is a messenger RNA of Symbiodinium sp. CCMP2592, 1929 nucleotides long. The record is from the annotation of a GenBank genome assembly. NCBI's taxonomy places the organism in Eukaryota, Dinophyceae, Suessiales, Symbiodiniaceae.
AUGUCCGAAAACGCAGCGAGACAGCUGCUAGAGGCACUGGAUCCUGACGCUCCUUGGAUGACGGAAGUUGACUUCCUCCAAGCCUUGGUAGCACACUUUUCAUUCUUUCGAGAAGAACUUCGUAAAGUCACCUUUACAGGGGUUUCGCUGCAUCGGCUCAUCGUGAACGUCGGCGUCGCCAGCCCUGCCAAGUUCCAAAUAUGGCUUCUCAACGACACCAGAUACCGCCAUUCCAUCAAUCGGCAAGAGCUAGCCAUGAUACACAAGGCGGCUUUCCUCCUGAAGCUUCGCUUCUUUCAUUUCUUGAAGCUGCGUCAGAUCUGCAAAGCAGUCGCGGAAGGCGGCAAAGGCUAUGCGGCGCACUCCGUUCCGGCUUCGGUCGAUGAAUCCCAUUAUCCGCCCGGGACGGAGGUCGUAGGAUGUUGGCUGAUGUGGAAUGUGCAGUCGAACAACGAGUUGUUGUGCGGCUUGCAGGCAGUCCCCUUCGGCCUGGUGAAGGUGUACGAGUUCUUCAUCUACGGCCGAUUUCGUGGAUUCCGCGCCUACAGAUCUAUUGCAGGGGUCGUCCUUUGCGUAACGGGCGCCGAAGCUCUCUACGCAGACAUGGGCCAUUUCGGAGCACGGCCGAUUACGACCGCCUGGUUUGUGAUGGUGUUCCCAUGCUUAAUACUGCAGUAUUUGGGACAAGCCAUCGUCUUGGCGAAGAACCCUGCGGGCGUAAACGACAACCCUCUGUACCAGACGGUACCUGACGACUCCUACCUCUGGCCGCUGUUUAUCCUAGCAGCACUGGCAGCUGUCAUCGCGUCGCAGGCGCUGAUUUCAGGCAUCUUCACCCUUAUGUCACAGGCACAUGCCCUCGGACUCGUGCCGCGACUGCUUGUCCUGCACACGAACCCUGAUGAGAAGGGGCAGGUUUACAUUCCCGAAGUCAACUGGAUUCUGAUGACCGCCUGCAUCAUCGUCACGCUCGCCUUCCGAACCUCAGACAACCUCGUCGCAGCCUACGGCAUCGCCGUCACUGGCGCGUUCAUUUUCACCACACUGCUCCUCUUUUGGGUUCUUUGGCGAGUCUGGGGUUGCAAUCUUUGCGUCGUUCUUCUGGCAGUGCUGCCGAUGAUCACCGUGGACAUCGUCUUCUGGAGCGCCAACCUCCUGAAAUUGCUUGAUUCCGGCUGGUUGCCGAUGGCAGUGGCAGGCACCAUCUUCUUCUUGAUGCAUACGCACGAAUGGGGCCGCCAAUGUGAGAUGGCGCAGCAGGUUCAGGAGGAGGAGGACGAGCUGUCGAAGAUGUGCUCGCAGCAGAGGCUCGGCCUCGGCGUUUGUACCUUGCAAGGCUUGAAAAAUGUUCUGCGGCAAGGGCAGCUCCUGCGGACGAAGAGCACUGCCGUUUUCCUGACACCCAGAGCAGGACGGGUGCCGGUGGGCCUUUCCACCAUUGCAACCAAGCUCGGGGCUUUGCCAGCAACGAUCGUGUUGCUGCACAUCGAAUACAGUGACGAGCCUUUCGUGCUGGAAACAGAGCGGGUCGUUUUCUCGGCGGAGGAUCAAUCUCUAGGCUUAUGGUGCGCCACCUUCCGCUUCGGAUACGCGGAGCCGUUGACUCCGGCCCGCUUCGACCUGCAUAGCAAGCUUGCAGCCGGGGAACUGGCAAUGCAACUGCUGGACUACGGGACUCCGCGUCGACUGGCCACACCCAGCUUGACGUACGAGGGGAACCUGGAGCUACCAGAGGGGAGCGACGGGGCGGACAACUUCACCUACGUCGUAAAUCGCAAGCUGCUGGUGCCCCAUGACCACAGCGGCUUAUGCACUCGUCUGCGUGUGACCGUGUACUCCCUGCUGAAGAAGAACAGCCGCUCUCCGAUGUCUACUUUUGGUUUAGAGGGCCAGUCCGUCCUUGAGGUUGCGUCCGUUCGCAAGAUCUGA